AUGGCGAAGCUGCGGCUUAGAGAGGGAGGAGUUCUCCCACAUGACGACACUUUUAUCGUGGAAGCGUUCGACUCGACGAUCUCGUAUCUCGAAGCGAUCGGCAGCGGUGGAAUGUGGGGAUCUCGGCUCUUCAGUGAGACAGAAGGGUUCAUGGAGGAAACGGCCGAGGACAUCAGAAAAUCGGAGAGGUACCGGACUACGGGCGAGGGAGAUGCCUUGCGCAUCUUCAUCGCGGAUGUUGGCGUCGAGCCGUCGGCGAUACCUCUCCCGAACAGCACCACGAAGCCUCCCGGUCCCCGCUACUGGACCGCCGAUGAUGGGACACGCAUGCUCUCGGUCGGAGUAGCGUUUGUUCGCGAGAACUGGCUACCUGGGCAUGUCAAGUCUCAGUUCCACGUCGAUGCCAUCCGCACCGAGUUGCAGGGAAAUGAGGGGUUUGUGUAUCUCGAUGUCUUGGUCACGGAUUUUAGGACAGGCCAUCACCGCAAGGGAGCCGGGGAGGCGCUUGUGAGGAAAGCAAAGGACUACGGACUUGAAAAGAAGAUGAAGGUGCUCUACGUUGAUGCUUGGGCGGGGAAUGGGAGGAAGCUGGUCGAAUUCUACGAAAAGCUGGGGUUCAGCAUCGUUGCUGACUUUGAGAUGAAGCGUGCUAAUGGAACUAUAUGGCCAGGUACACUUCUGCGAAUAGGGCUCGAUGUUAUGGAGCGGAGUGCAGACAGUGAAGCUGGCGAGGAAUGA
Messenger RNA from Colletotrichum spaethianum, 738 nucleotides. RefSeq lists its product as uncharacterized. The transcript has 2 exons. Gene Ontology annotation, molecular function: acyltransferase activity, transferring groups other than amino-acyl groups. The record is from RefSeq and is a predicted model, not a curated record. The coding region runs from base 1 to 738 and encodes 245 amino acids. NCBI's taxonomy places the organism in Eukaryota, Fungi, Ascomycota, Sordariomycetes, Glomerellales, Glomerellaceae.